AUGAACAUUAUCAGCGGCGGUAUUGCUGCCACCACAAUCUCUGCAACAGACGACGACAUCAAUGAAGGCCACCUGGUUAUUCUCUUCCUCUUCCAAUACCACAGACCGAAAUUCUGGGCGCGGAAUUUGGAUGAUACCUUAGUCGUCAUCGAAAGGCAUCAGGUAUUCACGUUCAAGGAACGUCUCAACAGCGUCUUCCCAGACACAUAA
Messenger RNA from Dibothriocephalus latus, 210 nucleotides. Lineage: Eukaryota; Metazoa; Platyhelminthes; Cestoda; Diphyllobothriidea; Diphyllobothriidae. The record is from the annotation of a GenBank genome assembly.